UUGGGGGUGAGAAAAAGGAGGAAACAAUAUGAUACUCAUGUCGGGGGUUAGGAGACUCCGUAGUCGGUGCGGUCGAAGUGGGGAUAGAAAAUCGGUUGGCCGAGGAGCGUACGGAGUCUCCUGUCUCCACGCAGCUACAUGUUCAGUCGCUGGCUGAACGCCCGCCAUGGACGACGGUGGGGGGCUACGAAUUUUUCGUUCUUCGACGACAACGUGUGCUUACUGUUGUUAAUAGUAGAUUCACGGAGACAGGACACGAUAAGCGAACGGAUAAGCGAGUAAAUAAAUAAUCGGAGCGGUUUCAGCGUUACGAAUUUAGUGGAUCUAAAUGGUGAAUGAAAUGGGAUUGCCCGGACGAGCGUAAUAAUCGAUUGUCAGUUCGAAAAACGGAUGAAGAAACUGAUAGACGAACGGACUGUUGUUCAUCCCGGUAAUAAAAUAUGAAACAGUGAAUGGUUUUGGAUUAUCUACGGUAAAUUGCGAACUACUUUUACGUACGUUGAAGAACGGCAAAGAGAAAGAAAGAAAGAAAGAAAGAAAGAAGGAAAGACAAGACGUGCUCGCGUGAGACUCGAAUCAAGUUGAUUAGACCUGAUUGUUUACAACGAGUUUUUCUCUUACCUUAGAGAGUUCAACGACGCGAGUUAAAAGUGUAUCACGUUUGUAAUCGGUAUCAUCAUCAUCGGGCAGCGAUUAUAAGUCAAUGACAGUCGUCUGGUGUUUUGAUGCGAACGAUAGAAAUUUUCGUUUUUGUCGCCAGUUGUUUGUGUAAUUAUUUAUUAUCUUCGGCUCGUUAUUUCUCGUGUAAAAUUAGUGAGUUUUUUUUAUUAUUUAAAACAUCGUGCAAGUGUCAUUAUUUAUUAUUUUUGUUAAAUUUUCCGUCUUACGUCCACGUUUAUUCGUGUCGUCAUUUUUUGUAACCGAUCGAGACAGAAACAAUGCCGCUAAAAAUGAAUCGUUCCACUUUAUCGCGAUAAAUAAAUUAAAGAAUAAAAUUGAUAAAAAAAAAUUAUUGUUAAAUUAUCGCGAAUGACGCAUAUCCCGUAGCGAUCUGCGACCAUAUACAUAUAAAAACUAUUGUAAAAGAAAUAAGAUAAAAAACUUCGAGCUAAAUAAAGCGUGGAUAUUCAAAUUACUCGAUAAAUAUAACUAGGCCAAAUAUUUAAAGCGUUGUUAACGAAGAAGAAGCAGAACGCAUUUUGACAGACAGCUGUUCUACGCUGCUCUUUUUUGAUUUUUUCUCUCUCUCUCUCUCUCUUGGUCUUAUUUUUUUACGACGCAGCUGAUCCGGUUGCACGCUUUGCCAACUAACGUACUUAAAUGCAUACAAUUGUUGAAUCACUUUUUUAAUUCGGAUUUAUGAAUGAGCGAGAAAUUAAUCGGGGGCAAUUUGUUGAGGAGUCCGAGAGACGUUCCUGGAGGACGUGGAACGAAUAAACUGUUAUUGAAUAGAAAUUCAAAAAGUGCGGAUUGAAUCCAGGAGAGAAACGAAAAUUAUAAACAAAAAUCUCACGUCAGGACGGUGAUAGGAAGAUUAUCUCGCAUUGUGUGUUAAUUAAAGACAUGUUUAAUCGUUAUCUGUGUAAUCUGUUUGAUCAAAAACAUAGUUUAACAUAAAAAAAAAUAAGAUCAGUGUUUCGUUGUUCCUGAGGAUUAAAUUAGCUGGAUUAAUUUUCAUCAACAUGAUGAUGGCUCCCCCUCAGGUCGUCGGAGUCCUCCUAAAGAAACCCGGACAACACGACGAUCCUCAACCUCAUCCGAGAGUGCCGCCAACGGAUCCGCAGGAAAUAAAAAUUCGAGGAGAACUGUACGUCGAAGAUCUGGGAGAGCAAAGGAUGGUUACGAUCAGGAUGGGGUGGCUUUGGGUCGAGGGUACCCCGAUGAGGCUUCCUUUGAGGGCGUUAAAUUUGCGCCAGGCAGCUCCGAGUCUCUGUCAGCCGCACGUAUCCUCCCUUGGUUUUACUUUGAGUAACCCUCAGAACGGAACCCUGGCAACAUUUUGGGCUGAUACCGAGCCGAUUUAUUGGUCCUGGGUUCGCGCUAUCGCCGCUGAACUGGUCAGACAGACGCCCUUCCGAGCUCAACGAUGUCUCAACUUUUUGGAGAUUCUCACAAUUUGUCCUCGAGGUCCCGUUCCCUUACCGGACAGUCCUACGGAAUCCAGGAGACGUUCGAGGAGCGAGUUACGUCCCUGGCUUCGUACCUCAUCAACGGAAAGACAGAUGAACGGUUCACCGACGUUGGAAGAUUCGAGAAGAAGAGCUCGCAGCGAACUCAGAGGGUGGUCGAGUAAUUCGAGCGACGAGGACGUCCUAGGAGAAUUCCGCAGCAUUCCCGCUCACAUAAUGCCAAAUGAUAAGAAUUCGAGACCCUGGGCUUUCAGUGAAAGUAGCGAAGGCAGCGACGACAGCUUACCGUGGGGUGGUGGACAGUCGAGCGUGGAUUCCGUCGAUUCCGUUAAUGGGACGACGAACGUUAUUCCAGAACCUGAAACCAGGGAGCAAAGAAUACAGAGGUAUAAGGAAGCUAGACGGAGGGAGAACGAAGCUAGGAGUAAAAGAGUCGUUGAAGAGGACGCGAGGAGACGAAAGGCCAGUAGAGCUGAAGAGAAUAACAAUAACGUUUCGCUGACAAAGUUGACGAAAUUGACCUGUCUGACCUAUCCCAACGUGAAUCAGCUCAGAAAUGUUGAAAAUAAUAACAACAAUAACAACAAAAAUCAGAACGUCGUCAUCGUGACGUCGAAAAAUGGGAUCGAUAACAUGGACAACGGUGUGAAAAACAUCGUCGAAAAAUCUCGCAACGAUAUUUCGCUCGGCUGCAGGAUAUUUUUGGGUAACGAUAGCUCGAUGGAUGUAGUGGACGGUGAGAAAUCGUCGUUGAAAAAAUCGACGCUCGUUAGAGUCACGGGAAAUUUCGUAAGAUUCGAGGACAACAGAAUACCAACGAACCCCGCAAAUCUCGCACAAAUUUUACCCAAGAGCGAAUCGAUAAGCGAAAGAAGAAGUCGAGCGAGGGAAAGGCGAAGCGUCAGGGAAAGAGGUCAGCAAACAAUGUCGCUGACACAAUCUACCAGUGUGGAUAGUCAAGUCGAAACUUUACGGGAAAGAAAAGAACGUCUGGCUUCCAUAUCCUCCCGAAUACCAAUCCCCCAACAAACGAGGACGUCUGGCGUCGAAUCAGUUUCUGUUUCCUCGUUAACGUCUCUAACGUCACCUCCGCCAUCUUCUUCCACAACGAAAUUGAGAGAUCUCAGUUGCCCCACGUCGUCAUCACCAAGAUCUCCAACGUCGUUUUCCGUCGUCACCGAACCUUGCGAAGAGGCUGUAGCCAGACUAUUGGAACGUUGUCAACGCGUCGAUCACUACGUUCCAGUUCGUGAUAAAUUGACACUUUUCGAAUCACUUUCGAGGCUCGGUGGUAGAUUGGCCAGAAGUACGGAAGAUUUGGGAAGAGCCAAAGCGAUUCCAAGUCCUAGAGGUAAACAGCGCGCUCGUUCCCUCCACGAUUUAAAUCGCGCUGCAAAGUCCGUUCCUGUCAGAGAAAUGUGCAGGUUUUUUGAGGGAGAAAAAUGCGAAGAUAUCAGCAGGAUUUCGAACGGGCAGAGGUCGAGGUUCAGUGAUUCCUUAUCCACAGCAUCUCGUUUACGCACCUGGAGUGACGGUAAUGUUGUUUCUACCAUGACGCUUGCGCAACAACCAACUUCGAUGAUUACGAUGAAAACUACUUCGAAAAACGGUGCCAAUUCACCGUCAAAAUCUUCGGGUAGGAGACGACAGUAUGCCAAGUAGAAAUUUAUCCAAAUUUAAGUUUCAAAGAAAAUCAACUGAUCAAUUAUAUUGUUUGUAUUAAAAUUGAAAUCACCACCGAAUAAGAGAACGUCUGUAAUGUUACGAAUUAUUAUUACAUCGGUUACUAAUUUUCACUCGUACGUUUUUUUUUCUUCUUCUUUAUUUUUUACAUCUUCCUUCAUUUUUCAUCUGGUAUGAAUUUGCAAUGCUACGUACGACGCGUUAUUAGAUUGAAAUCUUCGUGAACAAAUAGAGAAAA
This is a messenger RNA of Athalia rosae (coleseed sawfly), 4050 nucleotides long. RefSeq names its product probable serine/threonine-protein kinase tsuA. The transcript is spliced from 3 exons. The record is from RefSeq and is a predicted model, not a curated record. Bases 1683 to 3791 code for a protein of 702 amino acids. NCBI's taxonomy places the organism in Eukaryota, Metazoa, Arthropoda, Insecta, Hymenoptera, Athaliidae.